Molecule: messenger RNA, 885 nt
Organism: Quercus lobata
Lineage: Eukaryota; Viridiplantae; Streptophyta; Magnoliopsida; Fagales; Fagaceae
Exons: 4
Coding region: 1-885 (294 amino acids)
Molecular function (GO): protein dimerization activity
Source: RefSeq, a predicted model, not a curated record
AUGGUAAAAGCUCCAAAAAAUGUCACCUACACAUCACUUCAGAUUCAAAAAGAAAUUUUACAUGUUAUUUCAACUAAAGUGAAGAAGGUAAUUAGGGAAGAAAUUGGUGAUGCAAAGUUUUGCAUAUUGGUUGAUAAAGCUCGUGAUGAGUCCAUGAAAGAGCAAAUGGCUGUGGUUUUAAGAUAUGUUGAUACAAAUGGCUUUAUGCGAGAACGAUUUUUUGGGAUUGUUCAUGUUAUUGACACUGCAGCAGGGCAAGGAUAUGAUGGUGCAAGCAACAUGCAGGGUGAGUGGAAUGGAUUACAAGCUUUGAUUUUGAAUGAUUGUCCAUAUGCUUACUACAUUCAUUGUUUUGCACAUCGCUUACAAUUGGCAUUAGUAGGAGCAUUAAAAGCAGUUGUCCCUCUUAAUAGAUUUUUCACUAAAUUGAUUUUGGUUAUCAAUAAUAUUCGUGCUUCAUGCAAACAUAUUGAGCAAUUAAAAAUUGCUAGAGCUUCUAACAUUGCAUAUUUGAUUGAUAUUGAAGAGCUUGAGAUUGGGAAAGGACUUAAUCAAAUGGUCACUUUACAGCGACCUGGAGAUACUCGUUGGGAUAAUUUUUAUCCAAUAGACUUCACAGAUGAUGAAAAGAAUGAUUUGAAAAAGGAACUUGAUCUUUAUAAAGUGGUCAAGCUUGUGCUUACUCUUUCCGUUUCUACUGCAACUACAGAGCGAGCAUUUUCAGCUAUGAAUGUCAUCAAAACUGACCUUUGCAACAAAAUGGAAGAUGAGUUUUUGUCAGACACUAUGAUAUUCAUUGAAAGGGACAUUGUUGCGACAAUUAGUACGGAUUCAAUCAUAGAUGAUUUCGAAGAUUUAAAAAGACGGCGAGUUCCAUUUUCAUAA